CACAGCCUAGAGCCAGAGCCAGCCAGCCAGCCCAGCCACCGCGCCCCACAUGCCGACGACGAGCGCGUCGCCGGCGGCGGCGGCGCACCACCGUCGCCGGAGCCGCCGCCGCCCGCCUCCUCCCCCGCGCCAGCCCUGGUGCUGCUCCUUCGGCCUCGAUCCCCUCUCCGCCACCGGCCGGACCCCCGUCCCCGCGCCGCGCCCGCGAGCCGCCCCCACCAAGCCGCCGCCGCCAACGGCUCCGCUCUCCCGCCGCAUAAUACGGUCCCCCGGACGCGUCUCCCCCAUCGACGACCUCUCCACAUGCGCCGCCUCGGCGUGCCCUUCCGCGCGGCUCUCCUCCGUCAGCGAGUGCCCGCCGCCGGCUCCUCCCCUGCCCGCGCCGCCGCCGCCGCUCCCGGCUGUGGAGAAGACAAGGGGCGCUCUGCGGAUCAGGCUCGUGGCCAAGGGUUUGAUCUUGGCGGUCGAUGAGGUGGAGAGGGUGUGUCGGGAGAGCAGAGUGAUCGACAAAGCUCUUCGGGCCGGCGGCGGCGAGGUGGCCGUGGAAGGGAAGGUGGAGGUGUGGGCGGUCAGGGAGGUCGUGGAGAUGAUGCUGGAAGAAGACGACGAGGAUAAAGCGAUGAGGAGGCUCGGCCGUGGUGGCGUGGAGCGCGCCAUUAGUUUGCUCGAGGUAUCAUUCACACUUAUGUUUGACAGAGGAGUUGCCAGCUGUCUAAAAUAUCUUGAGGCUGUCCCAUGGAAUGAACCAGAAGAGGAGAAAAUUAAGAGCUUGCUUUCUCAGUAUUCUUCUAAGAACUCAGCUUCACAAGAUUUGCUAGCAAGGUUGCAGCCACAAAACUCCAGCUCAUCUUCAGAGCUCGUAUCUGAACUCAUACAGUCCAUCACAAAGGGAACCAACAAUAAUGCUCGGAAGGAGCUGCGAACUUUAGUUGAUGGUAUCUUAUCCAAGACCCCGAUCUACAUAAAGGGUGAUAAAGAGCUGGACAAGAUGAACAUUUACCGUACCUGUCAUUCUUGCCUGAACUGUCUGGUGGAAUUAUUUGAAGAAGCCUCUGAUCUGGGCCCUGCUGACCAAACAGCCAUUUCAGUUGGAAAAGGGCCACUUGAGAGAAUAUACAAGCAAGUUGAGGACCUCAACUGGCUGUUGCAGAUUCUAAUAGAAAGGCAGAUGGGAGAGGACUUUGUCGAUCUAUGGGCCAGCCAGAAGAUCCUUGCUAGUAUGCACGGACGGGUGUCACCGAUGGUGCGCUACGAGCUCAGCCGGAUCUCGGCCACAAUUUUUAUCGCCGUGGGCAGUGGGAAGCUCCACUGUACUGGGGAGAAAAGGUUCAGCAUCUUCCAUACCUGGUUCAGGCCAAUGCUGGCAGAUUUUGGCUGGCUCAGGAGGUGUCCGAAGGGUCUCAACAUGACGACGCUGGAGGAAGGAAUCGGGCAGGCGCUGUUAACACUCUCACUGAUGCAGCAGCAGGCAUUGUUCAUGGAGUGGUUUGAGGCUUUUGGUCAGCAAGGCCGGGAAUGCCCAAACCUGAUGAGGGCCUUCCAGAUCUGGUGGCGACGAUCAUUCAUAAGACCGAUCGUUAGUGGCUGAGCAUGAUUACUUGAUUCUUGCGAUCCAUCACCUUGGAAGUAAUGCUUCCGAUAUCUAAAAAUAUCGGCUAAGUUGCGCGUGUGUAUGACUGUAUUCUAUGUGUUCGAUGUUUGAUAAUGAUGAUAGAAGUAUAUGUAUAGCUCAUGUGUGGGAUCCCUAACGAAGCCUCUGCCUCUGACUGUAUCUGCAAUUCUUUCUCUACCGGGAUGUAACAGGAACACAUUCUUUAGUUGUUUCAUAUUGAACACAAGGCAUUUGCUGCGGGUGGUUGAGAAGUUGCUCCAUGUUUAUUCUCCA
Molecule: messenger RNA, 1885 nt
Organism: Brachypodium distachyon (stiff brome)
Lineage: Eukaryota; Viridiplantae; Streptophyta; Magnoliopsida; Poales; Poaceae
Product: BTB/POZ domain-containing protein At2g13690
Exons: 2
Coding region: 50-1588 (512 amino acids)
Source: RefSeq, a predicted model, not a curated record